AUGGAUCCAGGUUACGAUCUAAUCUCUGUUGAUCUGCUGUCUGUCCGUGUUUCUUCUGUAGAUACUGAGUGUGUGUGUGUGUGUGUGUGUGUGUGUGUGUGUGUGUGUGUGUAGAUGAACCUCCCACUGGUUCCAGUCUGACCACCAAACAGCUGCAGCAGAACUUAAAGGCGGUGAAGCAGAGAGAGCGUCCGCUCAGACUGCUGUUCGAGAUCCCAUCGAGUCAAAUCAUCGAACAAACGCUCUCCAGACACGUGGUGAGGUCCUCAGACUGUCCGAGGGUACUCAAGAGUACUUAAGAGUACUUUAGAGUACUUUACAAUACUUCAGAAUACUUCAGAAUACUCAAGAAUACUUCAGAAUACUCAAGAAUACAUGGAAGUACUUUAAAACACUUUAAAAUAUCAUCAAACAAACUCUCCAGACACGUGGUGAGGUUCUCAGACUGUCCGAGGGUACUCAAGAGUACUCAAGAGUACUUCAGGAUACUUUAAAAUACUUUAAAAUACUUUAAAACACUUUAAAAUAUCAUCGAACAAACGCUCUCCAGACACGUGGUGAGGUUCUCAGACUGUCGGAGGGUACUCAAGAGUACUCAAGAGUACUUUAGGAUACUUUAGAAUACUUCAGAAUACUCAAGAAUACUUUAAGAUACUUAAGAAUACUUUAGAAUACUUCAGAAUACUUUAGAGUACUUUAAAACACUUUAAAACACUUUACAAUCCUUUUAAAGACUUUACUUUAAAAAACUCUGAAAGCGUUUUUAAAGAUGGCGGCAGGUCAACAGGUGGUUGUUGUCUCAGGAGCUUUUUGUCCUUGAAGGCCACCGUACACCCGAAUAUUCUCACCGUCUCUUUAAAGGGACAUUUCAGUGUUUUUGAAAUGAGGUUAUUCGAGUCGUUAAAGGGGCGGAGCUAACCAACAUCUACUGUGGCUAAAACGCCGACAUGUUACUCAAAAAUCAGCGACCUGUCCCUUUAAUUCCAGGACAGGGCGUAAAGCAGUGAGCACGCUCAGUAAAACCCUCUCCUGUCACUUCCUGUCGCUCUCAGGUGUACGCGGUCGUGGUCAUGCGUUCCGGCAGCUUCGAUUCCAGCCGAGUGUCCGUGGAGCGGCGCUACAGCGACUUCUCCCGCCUCCACCAGCAGCUGUUGGAGGAGUUUGAUGAGGAGCUGGAGGAGGUGGUCCUCCCCCGGAAGCUCCUGACGGGGAACUUUAACUCGGAGGUCAUCUCAGAGCGCCGUCUGGCCCUGCAGGACUACCUGGCGAUGCUGUUCGCCGUCCGCAGCGUCAGACACUCCCGCCUUUUCUCCGACUUCUUCACGGAGCCGGAGCAGAGGCGGGCCCACAGCCUGCUGAGGGCGGGGCAGUUUGGGCCGGCCAUGGAGCAGCUGCAGGCCGUGAUCCAGAUCCAGGAGAAGCUGCUGCCGUGGCAGAAACCCACCCUGAUGGUGGCGUCCCUGUCCGCCCUCGCCGUCUGUCACCGGGACCUGGAGGAUCCGGAUCAGGCGUUCGCCGCGGCUCACAGAGCUCUGCCGGCGGUCCGACGGUACGGACUGAAGGCCUACAGAGCCGCUCUGCUGGAGCUGCUGCUGGACGUGGGCUACCAGCUGGGUCGACCCGUGGCCCAGAUUCAGGAGGAACUGACCACCCUGAGGGACGCCGAGAGGGGGGAGGUGUCCUACCGCUCCCUGAAGGAGAUCGUGGUCCAAGAGUUCAUCUAA
Molecule: messenger RNA, 1724 nt
Organism: Xyrichtys novacula (pearly razorfish)
Lineage: Eukaryota; Metazoa; Chordata; Actinopteri; Labriformes; Labridae
Source: the annotation of a GenBank genome assembly